Molecule: messenger RNA, 3846 nt
Organism: Bombus terrestris (buff-tailed bumblebee)
Lineage: Eukaryota; Metazoa; Arthropoda; Insecta; Hymenoptera; Apidae
Exons: 1
Coding region: 1-3846 (1281 amino acids)
Biological process (GO): DNA integration
Molecular function (GO): nucleic acid binding
Source: RefSeq, a predicted model, not a curated record
AUGCUGACCGACAAACGGCAACCUAUUCGUUGCCGUGCGUUGCUCGAUACUGGAUCCAGCAUGAACUUCAUUACUAGAAGACUAGCCAAUUCCCUUGGAAUAAGACAAAAGAAGUGUUCGGUCCCAAUUGGGGUUCUCGAUACUUUAACGACGACGGCAAGGCGAUACAUAACGGCUACGAUCAUGUCAACCGACGGCAGCUAUGAACGUACAAUAACGUUCCUCGUCAUUCCGGCUAUCUCGACCCUGAUCCCAAGUCAACACAUCGAUCGCUCGACAUUGGAAAUACCAAAGAAUAUCAAUCUGGCCGAUCCACGAUUUCAUGUGCCAGGUCCGAUCGAUGUCUUACUGAGUUCAGGUACGACACUUGCUUCGAUGUGCGUCGGACAGAUUAAUCUGACGCGACCAGACGAGCCGGAACUGUGUUUACAGAAAACCCGAUUCGGCUGGGUAAUCGGGGGGAGUCCAACUUACCAAAUCGCGACAAAUGCAUUCCACGCCUCCACAACGGCUCUGCAAGCUGAUCUCGCGCGGUUUUGGGAAAUCGACGAAGGACCCCCGAUUCAACAUCUCUCAGAGGCAGAGCGACGAUGCGAAGAACACUUCCGAGAUCACGUCCGACGCACCAGCGAAGGACGAUACAUCGUCGCCCUUCCAUUUAACAGCCAGCUCCCAUCCCUUGGAUCAACCAAGGCACUAGCGAUGAGACGACUCGCAUCACUCCACCGCCGAUUCCAACGCGAUAACUCAUACGAAAUCGCGUACAGUAAUGUGAUCCAAGACUACAUAGACUUGGGUCACGCGACGAAGAUCGACCCUGGUCACCUCGCUAAUCACGAGUAUUAUCUGCCACAUCACGGCGUGAUCAAGGAAUCAAGCGACACCACUAAGCUCCAGGUUGUGUUCGAUGGAUCAGCGGCAAGCAACACUGGAGUAUCGCUAAACGAUACUUUGCUCACCGGACCAAAGUUGCAGGAGGAUCUAUUCGACAUCCUACUUAGAUUCCGGUCUCACCAGUAUGUUCUAACUGGCGAUAUUGAAAAAAUGUAUCGCCAAAUAUUGAUACUCCCAGAAGAUAGGAAAUAUCAACAAAUUCUGUGGCGCAAUUCCGACGGUGAGAUCGACUCCUAUCAACUUAACACCGUGACGUUUGGGUUGUCAGCCGCUCCAUACUUGGCCAUACGGUGUCUCAAACAAUUGGCAGACGACGAGGGACACCAAUUCCCGCGAGCAUCACUGGUAUUAAAGCGAGACUUCUACGUAGACGACGCCCUCACCGGAGCUGAUACGAAGGAAGAGGUACUGUCGAUUCGGAAGGAGCUCACCGACCUUCUGCAAUCAGGCGGCUUCAAUAUUAGAGGAUGGGCGUCCAACGAUUCGGACGUACUGAAGGGGCUAUCCGAACAAGACAAAUGCCGGAAGCUACAAUUAGGUGAGUCUCAGACCCUAAAAACCCUCGGGGUUUUUUGGAAGUCCCAAGUUGAUUCAAUCCUGUAUUCAGUCGAUACCCUAACUGAUCUCCCACGCGUUACAAAGCGAUCAAUAAGUUCGGUGAUCGCCAGAAUUUAUGAUCCAUUAGGAUUGCUAGCUCCAGUGAUAAUUCGAGCAAAGAUUAUUUUGCAACAUAUAUGGUCAUUAAAAAUCAACUGGGAUGAAUCACUUCCCGCGGAUUUGCAUACGGAAUGGAGCCGGUACUACACCCAAUUAGCGUUGAUAAACAACGUCCGGUUUCCACGAAAAGCUGUAAUACCAGCAGCGACUAGGAUGGAACUCCACGGGUUUUGCGAUGCCAGCGAGAAGGCUUACGGAGCCUGCGUCUAUCUCCGCACCAUUAGUUCCGACGGCUCCAUCCAAUCCCAUCUACUCACCGCGAAGUCAAAGGUCGCUCCGCUCAAAACACAGACGAUCCCACGACUUGAACUGAACGGAGCACUACGUCUGGCUACCCUGAUCGCAUCAAUCCAGAAGGCCCUGACGAUCGAGAUCUCUCGGAUCGUAUACUGGACUGAUUCCACCAUCGUGCUCCAGUGGAUCAAAUCCUCGCCGCAUAUGUUAAAAACAUUUGUGGCGAACCGAGUAGCCGAGAUCCAACUCAAGACUAACCUCUCCGAUUGGCGCCAUGUACCCACCGCCGACAACCCAGCGGACCUCAUCUCACGAGGUCAGACGCCCAAGGAGUUCCUGCGCCCGUCCAUUUGGAAAAAUGGACCAGAAUGGCUCCAGCAAAACGAAGAGCAUUGGCCAACAUGGAACCCAACUACGUCGGGCGAAAUCCCUGAGCAAAAGAGGUCACCCUGCCUGGCAGCGAACCCAGUCGACCAUACGAUAUUAGAAAAAUACUCGUCAUGGUCAAAACUAACCAGAGUCGUCGCUCGCUGCUUUCGAUGGAGACACAAGCAAAGCCGGGCAGUAUCUCUAACAGUAGAUGAGCUCAUUUCGGCAGAAAAUAGAUUGCUUAGACUCCUACAAAACAUCCAUUUUUCGAAGGAGAUUCGCUCACUACAAAAAGAUCGGACCACGUCCGUGGGAGGGAAACUCCAACGCCUAAAUCCUUUCCUCGACAAUGAAGGGAUAAUACGAGUCGGAGGACGACUCACUAACUCACAGAUGCCCUUCCACCAAAGGCAUCCGAUCAUUCUGCCAAAAUCAUCAGUGACUGAGCUCAUCAUCGACCAGGAGCAUCGACGCAACCAUCAUUCCGGAACCCAGGCCACACUAUACGCUAUUAGACAACGUUAUUGGCCUGUCGAUGGCCGAAGCCAAGUAUGGCGCACCAUCAAGAAGUACGUCCGUUGUUGCCGAGCCAAUCCACCAUCAGUAGAAUAUCUGAUGGGAGACCUGCCGGAGUCACGGAUCACCGAGUCGCGGCCCUUUACGAACAUCGGGGUUGAUUAUUGCGGCCCGUUCUAUGUCAAGGAGAGAAGGGAUCGUAAUCGCCGAAGGGUAAAGGUGUACGUCGCCAUAUUCAUAUGCCUGGCUACCAAAGCCGUUCAUAUCGAAUUAGUGAGCGAUCUGACAACCGACGCAUUCCUUGCCGCGCUCCGCCGGUUUAUCUCUCGGAGAGGACAUUGUGCGACCAUCCUUUCGGACAACGGAACUAACUUCGUCGGAGCAAACAGGGAGUUGAAAGAACUUCACCUCCUAUUACAAUCCGACGACCAUCAAGAAAGGGUGCAGACCUUCCUCACCGAUCGGCAGAUACAGUGGUCAUUCAACCCUCCGAAUUCACCACAUUUUGGCGGUUUAUGGGAAGCCGCGGUGAAAUCAUUUAAACGGCAUCUUAUUCGCGCCGUUGGCACGGAACUCUUGACCUUCGAGCAUCUCAAUACUCUGGUUAUUGAGAUCGAAGCGAUGUUGAAUUCCCGUCCACUUACUCCCAUCUCAACAGAUCCUAACGAUCUCCCAGUCCUCACUCCCGGACAUUUUUUGAUAGGCGACACAUUUACCAACAUUCGGGAACGAGAUCUUAGGACAAUCCAACCAAGCCACUUAUCUAACCGGCAACGUAUCCAUCAGCUUAAGCAGGAAUUUUGGAGUCGAUGGUACCGAGAAUAUCUUAACGAAUUAAGCAGCCGUAGCAAAUGGUACAAGGGUAAACAUGGCAUUCGUGAGGGCACAAUCGUAAUUCUCCGAGAAGACAACGUUCCACCUAUGCAUUGGCCCUUGGGCCGCGUCAUUAAGGUCCACCCAGGAGCCGACGGAAUUAUACGGACAGCCACGGUGAAGACAGCGACGAGUAUCCUGGAUCGCGGCGUCAAACGAUUGAUUCCACUACCCUGUCAACCCGAAUCGGAGGAACCCGGACAACCACGAACAGCGGAGAACGCAGACGAAAGUUCCCCCUGA